AUGAAGAUCAAGAAUCUUCCAGUUCGAUACCUAAUCGUGCUCCUAACCUUCAUCUGCACCUCAGUUUGUUACAUCGAACGCGUCGGCUUCUCAAUCGCUUACACCGUCGCCGCCGACGCCGCCGGAGUUAACCAAUCAACAAAAGGUACAAUUCUCUCAACGUUUUACUACGGUUACGCUUUCUCACAAGUUCCCGGCGGUUACUUUGCUCAGAAAAUCGGUGGAAGAAAAGUUCUUUUACUUUCGUUUCUAUUAUGGUCUUCAACGUGUGCGAUUCUCCCUCUAGAUCCAAACAGAACCCUAAUUCUUGUUACCGCGCGUUUACUUGUUGGGGUUGCGCAAGGUUUUAUUUUUCCUUCGAUUCAUACUGUUUUAGCUCAGUGGGUUCCGCCUCAUGAAAGAUCUAGAUCCGUUUCGUUGACUACUUCUGGUAUGUAUCUUGGUGCUGCUCUUGGGAUGUUGUUUCUUCCCAGUUUGGUUAAGUUUAAAGGUCCUCAAUCUGUUUUUAUUGCUGAAGCGUUUUUGGGAUUCGUUUGGUCGUUUAUUUGGUUUAGAUAUGCUUCUGAUCCUAAGGCUUCGGCUUCGGGGGCCGGGGAAUCGCUUUUGCCGGUUAAUAAGAAACUCGAUAGGAAGGUUUCGGAUCGAACUGUGGAAACUGGAGUUGAGAGAAAUGGUGUUAAGAAAACCGGAGUUGGGAUUCCUUGGGGGAGGAUUAUGACUAGUUUACCUGUUUGGGCUAUUGUGGUUAAUAAUUUUACUUUUCAUUAUGCUUUGUAUGUGUUGAUGAAUUGGUUGCCCACUUAUUUUGAAUUAGGGCUUAAGCUUAGUCUUCAUGAAAUGGGUUCGUCGAAAAUGUUGCCUUAUCUUAAUAUGUUUGUGUUCUCGAAUAUUGGUGGUGUGGUUGCGGAUUAUUUGAUUACGAGGAGGAUAAUGUCUGUGACUAGGACGAGGAAGUUUUUGAAUACGGUUGGGUUUUUAGUUGCUUCGUUUGCGUUAGUUGUGAUACCGAGUUUUAGAACUUCGGCUGGUGCUGUGUUUUGUUCUUCGGUGGCUCUUGGUUUUUUGGCGCUUGGUAGGGCUGGGUUUGCGGUGAAUCAUAUGGAUAUUGCUCCGAGGUACGCAGGAAUUGUGAUGGGUGUUUCAAAUACGGCUGGUACGUUGGCUGGUAUUGUUGGUGUUGAUCUUACGGGGAAACUGCUUGAAGCCGCUAAGGCGUCUGAUUUGGAUCUUUCGAGUCCGGAAAGUUGGAGGGCAGUGUUUUUGAUUCCGGGACUUUUGUGUGUUUUUAGUUCUGUAAUAUUCGCGUUGUUUUCUACUGGGGAGAGGAUUUUUGAUUGA
Molecule: messenger RNA, 1338 nt
Organism: Vicia faba (fava bean)
Lineage: Eukaryota; Viridiplantae; Streptophyta; Magnoliopsida; Fabales; Fabaceae
Source: the annotation of a GenBank genome assembly